AUGGAGGAACUCGACGACACCGCGCCCUACCCAGCGGGAGAAGAGGACGUGGUGGCUGCCUCCGCCGUUGAUGAGUCCACGGCGCCGCCGCCUAGCACGCCGGAGGACGUCAAUUCAGAGCGCGACGUCGGGACGGAGCUGGAUGCGCCGCAGGAGACGGUCACCACCACGGCGGAGUUGACCCCCUCCAACGAGCCGACGCCGUCGCCGUCGCCGCCCCACCAGGCCGAGGAAAACGCCGCGCCAGAGACGGACGAGUCCGCCGUCAACCAAAUUUUCACCAACCGCUGGGUCACCGUAUCGGAGGAGGAGAUGCACGUGUGGAACACCGUCGCGGCGCUGCCCUUGCACUAUCCGGCGAGCACCACACUGAUGGCCGACUUGGCCAACGACGAGACGGCUGCUCGAGAAGCUUUGCCCACCUCUCCCGAGACCUUCCCCACCUUGGCGGAGCAUCUGGCCGCGCAAGGCGUGCCGUUCGAAGAUGUCAACAUGAUGUGCAUUGCGGCUGACCAGAAGGUGGGCUCGGAAAGUCUCUCCUACGGCAAGCUGUCGCUCAUCUUGAUGUCGUGCGACCCAGAGGUCGGCAGAGGACUCGUCCCCGAGUGUGAGCAGUUCCUCGGCGAGCUCUCUGCUGGUACGUUGCUGCAGCAGCACCAACCCCUCGCUUUCACUGCCCUCGCCCUGAGCGCCUCGGAGGCGUAUCCGGAUGAGAGUUUUUACUACUGCCUUCCGGAGGGUGCCGCCGCCGCCUUUCAGGGCCUGUCGGAGAAGGACGUCUUUAUUCUGAAUGCCCUGACGCCUCUCAACACGGCAUCACCGGCCGCCGGCGUCUUUGCGCUGCGCAUCAUCGGCCUGCCGAAGGUGAUUGAGCUGGCGACGACGGACGAGAGCGAUGACACGAUGGUGCUCAGCCAGUGGUUUGCGCGGCUGCGCGUGGUGGAGCAGGGCGCCGACGUCAUCACGGUGCACUUCGUGGAGAACGUGUGCGACGACGAAUUCCAAGGCUUCCUCAACGGCUACAUCGCACGCCUCAUCGAGGAUGAAAACCGCCUCGACAAGAAACAAGGCGAGGCCGCCCCUGAAACUGCUGAAGAGUUGGGCGAAGGUGGCGCGUACGAGAUUGGCGAUGAAGAGGGCGGGAAGGAGGCGGGUGUGCCCGAUGAGGAUGCAGAGCUCGCCGCAGCCAACGAAUUGUAA
Molecule: messenger RNA, 1200 nt
Organism: Leptomonas pyrrhocoris
Lineage: Eukaryota; Euglenozoa; Kinetoplastea; Trypanosomatida; Trypanosomatidae
Exons: 1
Coding region: 1-1200 (399 amino acids)
Source: RefSeq, a predicted model, not a curated record